Chaetura pelagica (chimney swift) is the source of this 1746-nucleotide messenger RNA. It is a transcript of the gene DPYSL4, whose product is annotated as dihydropyrimidinase-like 4. Gene Ontology annotation, cellular component: cytosol; cytoplasm. The transcript is spliced from 14 exons. Gene Ontology annotation, molecular function: hydrolase activity, acting on carbon-nitrogen (but not peptide) bonds, in cyclic amides. The record is from RefSeq and is a predicted model, not a curated record. Bases 1 to 1746 code for a protein of 581 amino acids. NCBI's taxonomy places the organism in Eukaryota, Metazoa, Chordata, Aves, Apodiformes, Apodidae.
AUGCAGGGCUGGGACCGGCCGGGGGGGCCAGGGCUGCAGGCUGGGUUUGCUGCCUGUCUGGCAGAGCUUGUGUGCCUCGGUGACCAGCUUCUGAUCAAAGGAGGAAAAAUUGUCAACGAUGAUCAGUCAUUUUAUGCAGAUGUUUAUGUGGAAGAUGGUUUAAUAAAACAGAUUGGAGAGAACCUGCUCGUUCCGGGAGGAGUGAAGACGAUCGAUGCCUACGGGCAGAUGGUGAUGCCGGGGGGGAUCGAUGUCCACACCAGGCUGCAGAUGCCCAUCAUGGGGAUGACCUCUGCUGAUGGCUUCUUCCAGGGCACAAAAGCAGCCCUGGCUGGAGGCACCACAAUGAUCAUCGAGCACGUGUGCCCCGCGGCGGGGAGCAGCCUCCUGGCCGCCUUCGACCGUCGUUGCGCCCCCCGCCAGGCCUGCUGCGACUACGGCCUCCACGUGGACAUCCCGCGCUGGCACGACGGCCUGGGCGAGGAGCUGGAGGCCCUGGGCAAGGACAAGGGUGUGAACUCCUUCCUGGUUUUCAUGGCCUACAAAGACAAGCUGCAGUGCACUGAUGCCCAGAUGUACCAGAUAUUCUGCAUGAUCCGAGACCUGGGGGCCAUCGCCCAAGUGCACGCGGAGAACGGAGACAUCAUUGAUGAGGAGCAGAAGCGGCUGCUGGAGCUGGGGAUCACGGGGCCGGAGGGGCACGUCCUGAGCCGGCCCGAGGAGGUGGAGGCCGAGGCCGUGUACCGCGCCAUCACCAUCGCCAGGCAGGCCAACUGCCCCCUCUACGUCACCAAAGUCAUGAGCAGAGGAGCAGCAGAUGUCCUGGCGCAGGCAAAGAGGAAAGGCGCGGUGGUGUUCGGGGACCCCAUCACCGCCAGCCUGGGCGCCGACGGCUCGCACUACUGGAGCAAGAACUGGGCCAAGGCCGCCGCCUUCGUCACGUCCCCCCCGCUCAGCCCGGACCCCACCACGCCGGAGCACCUGGCCUCCCUCCUGUCCUGCGGGGACCUGCAGGUUGCUGGCAGUGCCCACUGCACCUUCACCACCGCGCAGAAGGCCGUGGGGAAGGACAACUUCACCCUGAUCCCCGAGGGGACCAACGGCAUCGAGGAGCGGCUGUGCAUCGUCUGGGAGAAGUGUGUGGUCUCUGGGAAGAUGGACGAGAACGAUUUUGUCGCGGUGACCAGCACCAACGCUGCCAAGAUCUUCAACUGCUACCCCAGGAAGGGCCGUGUUGCUGUGGGUUCUGAUGCAGACCUGGUGUUGUGGAACCCAAAGGCUACUAAAAUCAUCUCAGCCAAGACUCACAAUCUGAACGUGGAGUACAACAUAUUUGAAGGCACAGAGUGCCACGGGGCUCCGGCUGUGGUCAUAAGUCAAGGAAAAGUUGUUCUGGAAGAUGGAAACCUGUGUGUCACCCAGGGCUCAGGUCGCUUCAUUCCUAGAAAGACGUUCCCUGAUUUUGUUUAUAAAAGGAUAAAGGCAAGAAACAGGCUGGCCGAGGUCCACGGCGUCCCCCGGGGUCUGUACGACGGGCCAGUCCACGAGGUGCUGGCCAGGGGCUCCAGCCCGGCCGCGCGCGUCGCGCCCUGCGCCAGCAAAGCCGCGGCUGCGCCCGUGCGCAACCUGCACCAGUCGGGGUUCAGCUUGUCUGGCUCGCAGGCAGACGACCACGUCGCCCGACGCACGGCCCAGAAGAUCAUGGCCCCGCCGGGCGGGCGCUCCAACAUCACCUCGCUGUCCUGA